Messenger RNA from Aspergillus terreus NIH2624, 1299 nucleotides. Its product is annotated as ribosome biogenesis GTPase LSG1. Gene Ontology annotation, molecular function: GTPase activity; GTP binding. The record is from RefSeq and is a predicted model, not a curated record. Gene Ontology annotation, cellular component: cytosol. Bases 1 to 1299 code for a protein of 432 amino acids. NCBI's taxonomy places the organism in Eukaryota, Fungi, Ascomycota, Eurotiomycetes, Eurotiales, Aspergillaceae. Gene Ontology annotation, biological process: ribosomal subunit export from nucleus. The transcript is spliced from 2 exons.
AUGCGCAGUAUCACCGAGCAGGCCGCGCUCGAUGAAUUCCUCAGCACCGCCGAGUUGGCCGGCACCGAUUUCACCGCCGAAAAGAUGAACAACGUCAAGAUCAUCCACACCGACCAGAAGAACCCCUACCUGCUGUCGGCGUCUGAGGAGAAAUCCGCCAUCAGGAAGCACCAGAAGAACAAGGGCCGGCUCACCGUGCCCAGACGGCCGAAGUGGGACUCGUCGACGACACGCCAGCAGCUGGAGCUGAGCGAGAAGGAGAGCUUUAUGGACUGGCGCAGAGGCCUUGCCGAACUGCAGGAAAACAACGACCUCCUUAUGACUCCGUUCGAGCGGAAUCUCGAAGUCUGGCGCCAGCUGUGGCGAGUGAUUGAGCGCUCGGACCUGGUCGUGCAGAUUGUCGACGCCCGGAACCCGCUUCUCUUCCGCUCCGAGGAUCUUGAGACCUACGUGAAGGAGAUUGACCCCAAGAAGAGGAACCUGCUCCUCGUGAACAAGGCGGACAUGCUGACGGAGAAACAACGAGCGGCGUGGGCGGACUACUUCGUGCGGAACAACAUCAGCUUCCGGUUCUUCUCGGCCCACCUGGCCAAGGAGCGCAACGAGGCCCGGCUGCUGGAAGAAACCGGCUCGGACGAGGAUAGCGACGAGGAGCUGGCCGAGCCCACCAAGUCGAUGAACCUCCAGGACAACGCGGAGGCGCCCAAAUCCCGCCCCACGGAUAUCCUCGACGUUGACGAGCUCGAGGAGCUCUUCCUCUCUAACACGCCCGACACGCUCCCGGAUAGCGACAACCCGGAUGCGCCAACCAAGCAGAAGACCAUCAUCGGUCUGGUCGGUUACCCCAACGUCGGUAAAUCCAGCACGAUCAACGCGCUCCUCGGCGCCAAGAAGGUGUCGGUGUCGGCCACGCCCGGUAAAACCAAGCACUUCCAGACGCUGUACCUCUCGCCGGAGAUCAUGCUCUGCGACUGCCCCGGUCUGGUGUUCCCCAAUUUCGCCACGACCAAGGCCGAGCUCGUCUGCAGCGGUGUGCUCCCGAUCGACCAGCAGCGCGAAUUCCUCGGCCCGUCCGGCCUGGUCGCCCAGCGCAUCCCCAAACACUUCCUGGAAAACCUCUGCUCUUCUGCCACCCACCGCCGACGCCCGAGGGCGACGACCCCAUCGACCCGGACCAGUUCAACGCCGACCUGUACGACAUGGCGCAUCUGCCGCCGCGGCGUCAAGCGAUGCUGGCCAAGGCGCUCCACCUGGAAGGGGGUAGUGGCAGCGCCGCCGAUGACAAGGACUCGGAGAUGA